Molecule: messenger RNA, 1542 nt
Organism: Naegleria gruberi
Lineage: Eukaryota; Heterolobosea; Eutetramitea; Acrasida; Naegleriidae
Exons: 1
Coding region: 1-1542 (513 amino acids)
Biological process (GO): positive regulation of DNA-templated transcription
Cellular component (GO): nucleus
Molecular function (GO): zinc ion binding; transcription coactivator activity
Source: RefSeq, a predicted model, not a curated record
AUGAGUAAAAAAGACACGAAGGAAUUUCCAUCACUUCCACAAUCAUCAGUUAGCCAUCAAACAACCAUAGGUGAUACUAUACGGAUCGGAGGUGCCUAUGUUAAUGUAAAACAUGGAAAAAAGAAGGGUGGUGGAGGUCCAAAUACUUCAAGUAAUACUCAUAAAAAUACAUCAUCAUCAUCAAAUAAUUUAUUAAUUAAUAAUGGACUUUCUGAUAAAGCUAAUGAUCAUUUAAAUAGAAUUAAUAAGAAUUUUGAAUUUGCAAAGAAUUUAAAAGAGAAUAAGGUUUUAACAAAUUGUACAACUUGUGGUAGAAUAAUUACUGCAGAAGAAGGAUUUGGUCCAUGUCCUUUUUGUCAAACUAAUAUUACACCUGAUGUUGUUAAUCAAUAUUAUAAUUCAUCUGAUGAUCAUUGUCUUCCAAAAAACAAACAAGGAAAUGAAGAUUAUCAAAAGGCUUUGGAAUUAAGAAAUAGAUUACUUAGGUGGGAUGAAAAUUAUUCACAAACAACAGCUGUUAUUGAUGAACAAGCUGCUGAAUAUGGUAAUUCUUCAACAGCUAAUGAUAUUUGGUUAUCCGAAUCUGAAAAGAAAAAUAGAGAAAAGAUUGAAGAAAGAAUUAAAGAGUUGAAAGAACAAAUGAAAAACAAACAUGGUCAACCACUUCGAUAUAUCUUUGAUUUUGCUGGUAAAAGAGUUUUAUUAGAUGAAAGUCAUCAAAUUGAAACUCAAAAAGAGCUUGACAAGUUAAUUGAAAGUCUUAAAGUUACAACACCAAAGAAUAAGAAGGAAGAACAACCAAGUACUGGAGUUGUUCAAAAGUCUGGAUCCAAUGUUGGAAUGCAACGUUCCUCUUUACUUGAUGUUACAAAAUUGAAAUUUAUUGAAUCUAAGGACAAGAAACAAAAACCAGAACAACCAGAAGAAAUGUACAAUUCAAAAGGAGGCAUUGUCCAAAACCCAUAUUUUGACUUUAAUGAAGAUCGUCGUGAUUCAGAAAAACAAUGUGGUGAAGGAAGUGGAGAUACAAUUGAUGGUCUUGAACCAACUAUUAAUUAUUGUGAACCAAUUAGUACACAUGAAGAUGAUGCUGGAAUGUGUAUGUCAAUGCAUCAACCUUGGGCAAGUUUACUUGUUCAUGGUAUUAAGAUACAUGAAGGUAGAGCUUGGCCAACUGAUCAUCGAGGAAGAUUAUGGAUUGCUUCAACUGCUGAAGAACCAACACCUGAAGGUAUUGAGGAAUUGGAAAGUUAUUACAAGAAUGAUUUUGAUAGAACACAAGGAUAUCCAAAACAUUAUCCAACCAGUGUUAUUCUUGGUUGUGUUGAUGUUAUUGAUUGUUUAUCUUAUGAAGAGUAUUGUGACAAAUUUAGUCCAGAAGAACAAGAAUCUGAAUCUGAUUAUGUAUUUAUUUGUGCCAACCCAAGAAGAUUAUUCCUUCCUUACCCAAUCUCAGGAAAACCAAAGAUUUACAAGUUAUCAAAGGAACAGUUAUCAAAUUGUCAACUAGGUCUUAAACCACUUCCAAAUAAAACAAUGUAA